CUCCUGGUGUGUUGCCAGGCAAACAAGCUCUAAGGAUCAAGUGUGCUUUUGCCCACGCAGGGAAAAAGAAGAUAUAGGAGAACGAUCCAAACCAGAAGUUAACUGAAGCUUUAAAUGGAGAAACAGAUGGAUUUUGAAUCUUCAAAGCCUUUAUAUAAAAAAUGACCGUCCUGUAUAAAAAAAGCUCCUCACGCCAGAUCAUCGUUAUUGGCUUUUAAUGUCAAAAGUUCAGUCUGAACAGCAUAAUGCUGUUUGAAAAAAACAUCACUAAUAGGAAGAAAGCUGUUUCAAAUUCAGAACACUAAACAGAAGUAAAUGCAACAUAAUGCCUUCAAAGGUCUCAUGCUUAUAUGUCUUGACAGUUGUUUGCUGGGCAAGUGCUCUCUGGUACUUAAGUGUAACCCGCCAAUCAUCUUCAUAUGUAGGCCAUACUACAUCAAUUAGUCAAAGACAGGUGGUAGUGAAGAAAAGAAACAUAACUUUCAACAACAUUCGAACUCGCCCUUUGAAUCCGCAUUCCUUUGAAUUUCUCAUAAACGAGCCUAAAAAAUGCGAAGCCAACACUCCCUUUCUGGUUAUCCUCAUUAGCACAACGCACAAAGAGUUUGAUGCCAGGCAAGCCAUCCGAGAGACUUGGGGGGACGAAAGUAAUUUUAAUGACAUCAAAAUCAUCACGUUGUUUCUUCUUGGCCAGAAUACAGAUCCUGUAUUAAAUCAAAUGGUAGAACAGGAGAGCCAAAUUUUCCAUGACAUCGUUGUGGAAGACUUUAUAGAUUCUUACCAUAAUCUUACCCUGAAAACGUUAAUGGGCAUGAGGUGGGUGACCACUUUUUGCCCAAAAGCAAAGUAUGUCAUGAAAACAGACAGUGAUAUUUUUGUAAAUAUGGAUAAUCUGGUCUACAAACUACUGAAGCCAACAACAAAACCAAGAAGAAGAUACUUCACUGGUUACGUCAUCAAUGGAGGUCCAAUCAGGGAUGUCCGCAGUAAAUGGUACAUGCCCAGGGAUUUAUACCCUGAAAAUAAGUACCCACCCUUCUGUUCCGGCACUGGUUAUGUGUUUUCUACAGAUGUUGCUGAACUCAUUUACAAAACCUCACUUCACACCACGCUGCUCCACCUUGAGGAUGUCUACGUCGGCAUGUGUAUGCGCAAACUAGGCAUCCACCCGUUUCAAAACAGUGGCUUCAAUCACUGGAAAAUGGCUUACAGCCUGUGUAGAUACCGAAGAGUUAUCACAGUGCACCAGAUCUCUCCUGAAGAAAUGCAUCGGAUUUGGAACGACAUGUCAAGCAAAAAGCAUCUCAGAUGUUAAUACUGUAUAUAUUUAAGUUUAGUGUUCAAGUAAUAAGAAGGACCGGCAUGUAAUUUAUACAUAUCACUCUGUUCCCAGCAGUUUUGGGUUUUGGACAUUUUUAUCAUAAAACUAUUUGUGUUUUCAACUAUUUUCUGAUAUUUAGCUUUUGGAGGGAGUUAAUGAACAGAUAUGGUUCCAUAAGUGCAUGUGUAUGUUUAAAUAAACAUGGCAAUGAUAUACAUUUUACAAAAUGUUUAUUUUUAUUAGUGUCUUGAUACUAUCAGUCACUUGGCAAACCAGUAGAAGUCAGUGAUAAUGAUAUAUAGAUAAAUUGGUGCAUAUUGUAUUUCAUCAAACAACAAACACUAAAGUAGGCUAAAUUAAAAUAUGUAGUCAAGCAGGAAAUAAUGUAAAGCAUUUUGAUUGACAGUGAACUAUUUAUUUGUAUGAGCAACACUCUUAAGCAAAAACUGAAGUUCAUUAUGGUCGAUUGCUGUUCUGCUGGAACUUUGCACUAAAAGAGAUACAUGUAGAAAGUGUUUGUUCAUUGAUUAUGCUUUAGCUAAGCAAAAUUGGGAAAAAUUAAUUGCCAGCAAGUACAUGUCUUAAAGAUAUGCAAAAUGAAUUAUGUAAAAUUCCUGCGUUCUGAAGCUAAUCUAUGUAUUGUAAAAAAGAAAAAAUAGAAAAAAGGAAAAUAAGUAUCAAAAAAUGGUUACCAUCGUCAUUAUAGCUUAGUGUUAAAAAUGAACUGUGUAAAGUUUAUUGAUGCUUGAUGUAAAAGCUGUGUUUUUAUUAUGAUGUAUGUACAGAUCUUCGUAACUUUUCUUCAACAGCAGUAAGUAUUAUUGACCAUACGUAACCUGGUGUAAAAGUGAAAUACGUUAUUUACAUUGUAUUAUAUUCACUGCUAAAGAAAUUAUUGCAGAUAGAUAUAUUUUGUAUUAUAUGAACCAGAUGACAAUUUAAACUGGCUUUAUAAUAUGAGCCAAUUUAAUUGAGCUGCUUAUAAUUUUUUUUUAUUAUUAUUAUUAUGUAGUAUAUGUACUAUUGUGAUAUUUUACCGUGCAAGCAUAGCUACAUUGUGCCUAUUGCAGAUUAUUGUAAUGUACAG
Molecule: messenger RNA, 2408 nt
Organism: Polyodon spathula (Mississippi paddlefish)
Lineage: Eukaryota; Metazoa; Chordata; Actinopteri; Acipenseriformes; Polyodontidae
Product: beta-1,3-galactosyltransferase 1-like
Exons: 2
Coding region: 326-1315 (329 amino acids)
Cellular component (GO): membrane
Molecular function (GO): N-acetyl-beta-D-glucosaminide beta-(1,3)-galactosyltransferase activity
Source: RefSeq, a predicted model, not a curated record